This is a messenger RNA of Nicotiana tabacum (common tobacco), 1662 nucleotides long. The record is from RefSeq and is a predicted model, not a curated record. NCBI's taxonomy places the organism in Eukaryota, Viridiplantae, Streptophyta, Magnoliopsida, Solanales, Solanaceae.
AUGAUGAAAAAGCACUUGAUAGACAAUCAGAAAGUUAUGUCAGAGAACCAACAAGUUAGGGUUGAGAAUGAACAAUUAUGCACAGAGUUCAGAAAUCUACAGAGACAACUUGGGAAAAUGGAUAACAAUCAGAACACUAGACCUGCUGGAGCUCUCCCAAGUGAGACAGAGAAAAAUUCUCAAGUCAAUGCAGUGACGUUGAGAAAUGGGAGAGAGUUGGUAGAAGUGCCUAAGAAGAAAAUGGAGCCGUCUGGGCUCGAAAAAGAAAGAGUGCCAAAACCUGUAGAGGUAGAUGAGAAAAACAAAAUAGAGUCUGAGCAUAUAUCAGAGCGGGUGCCUACCCCUUUUCCUCAAAUAUUGAGAAAGAAGAAUGAUGACCACAUGUUUCACAAAUUUCUAGAUAUGCUAAAGCAGAUACACUUGAACAUCCCUUUGAUGGACAUGCUCUGUGAUGUCCCAAAAUAUGCAAAAUAUAUUAAGGAUAUAGUGGCAAAUAAAAGGAGGUUAACUGAGUUUGAAACCAUCGCACUUACUGAGGAGUGCACUUCCAGGAAUCAUUACAAGCUUUCACAAAAGCUUAAGGAUCCGGGUAGUUUUACCAUCCCCGUGAGGAUUGGUGUGAUCGACGUGGGUAGAGCCUUGUGUGAUUUAGGUGCAAAUUUUAUCAUCCUGGACUACGAGGCUGAUGAGUUAGUUCCAAUCAUCUUGGGACGGCCUCUCUUGGCCACUGGAAAUGCAAUUAUCAAAUUGCCUCGUCAUUACGAUGACCUUGCCAAGAUUUCUGUGUUGGAGAUAAAUGAACCAGUUGUGGAGCCAAGUGCGUUUAAAGAAGAUGCACUAGAAAAGGCAUUGAUGUUAUUCAAUCACUUGGAACUUGAAGAAGAGGAAGAAAAGCUAUUAAGGGUAUUGAGGGAGCACAAGCAUGCCAUUGGUUGGACUAUGUUUGACAUAAAGGGUAUUAGCCCUGCAUUUUGCAUGCACAAAAUACUAAUGGAGGAGGGACACAAGCCUAGCGUGGAACAUCAAUGCCGCCUAAAUUCAAUCAUGAAAGAGGUGGUAAGAAAAGAAGUGAUUAAAUGGCUCGACGCAGAUUAUAGGAAGUUGAAUAAUGCUCCACGAAAAGAUCACUUCCCUCUCCCCUUCAUUGAUCAAAUGCUUAACAGGUUAGCCGGACAGGAAUGUUAUUGUUUCCUUGACGGCUAUUCAGGGUAUAAUCAGAUUGCUGUUGCCCCCGAAGAUCAAGAAAAGACAACUUUUACAUGCCCUUAUGGCACAUAUGCAUUUAAGAGAAUGGCAUUCGGAUUAUAUAAUGCACAUGCGACUUUUCAAUGGUGUACGAUGGCUAUUUUCACCGAUAUGGUGGAACAAUGUGUUGAGGUCUUUAUGGAUUAUUUUUAUGUGUUUGGUCCCUCUUUUGAUGAAUGCUUGACCAAUCUUGCUAAAGUGCUUGCUAGGUGCGAGGAGACUAAUCUGGUACUGAAUUGGGAAAAGUACCAUUUUAUGGUGCGUGAAGGUAUAGUGCUGGGGCACAAGGUGUCCAAAGAUGGAAUGGAAGUUGACAAGGCUAAGGUGGAAGCAAUUGAAAAGUUGUUAGAGAAGGAUGUGCCAUUCAUGUUUGACGAUGCUUGUCCGAAAGAAUCUGAGAAGCUGAAAAGAAGUUAG